Cotesia congregata is the source of this 1503-nucleotide messenger RNA. NCBI's taxonomy places the organism in Eukaryota, Metazoa, Arthropoda, Insecta, Hymenoptera, Braconidae. The record is from the annotation of a GenBank genome assembly.
AUGAUAAAUUACUUAUUAUUCUGUGCAAUAUCAGCAUUAGUUUUAUCAUUUGAAUUGAGCCACGUAACCGGCACCACCAAAUUAACACGUAUACGAGGUAUCCCACAAUCAAAAAGUCCACUUUAUAAUCCGAAAAAAGACUUUAGUUGUUUAGAUGGCAGCCGUAUAAUAACAUUUGACAAGGUUAACGACGACUACUGUGACUGCGGAGAUGGGAGCGAUGAACCCGGCACCGCUGCUUGCUCCAAUGGUUACUUUUUCUGUGAGAACGCCGGCCAUACACCUCAAUACAUCACGGCCAGCCGAGUCAAUGACGGAAUAUGUGACUGCUGCGAUGCCAGUGAUGAGUACGCGUCACCAGUUUCCUGCGUUAACAACUGCAUGGAGCUCGGCCGUGAAGCCAGAGCUGAAGCUGAGAAAGCUGCUGAGUUGGUGAGAGAGGGCAGCAAGAUCAGGCUCCAGCUGAUUGAAGAGGGACGCAAGUUGAAGGGCGAAAUCGGGGACCGGCUGGCUAAGUUGAGGAACGACUUCUUGGAGGCUGAUCUUAUCAAAAAGGAGAAGGAGGUCAUCAAGAACCAGGCUGUCGAGAGAGAGUCUGCUGCUUUGGAGAAGUACAAACCUGCUGAACCUGAGCCUACUCCAGCUGACCAGCAGUCUGAAGACCAACAAGAGGAUGUCAGACUCAGAGAAGCUCAAGAGUACUUCAAGGUGCUUGACUCUGAUGAAAGUCGCAGUGUUACGUUGGACGAAUUGCAGUCCAGGGCUAUUUUUGAUCGGGAUCUUAAUGGAGUUGUCACUGUGGAAGAAGCCAUGUUCUUCUUGGGGCAGGAUGAGGUCGAACAUGAAAUGCACGAGGAGCACGUCCAAGAUGAGCAUGACUCUGAUGAAGAAGACGAUGAGGACGAGCACGACCCCGAGGCGCCUGAAGACAUUGACCACGAUGAAGAAAUCGAGAGACAAGGCGAGGUAGAGCAAAUAACCCAGCAACCUCCGGUUCAGUAUGACGAGGAAACUCAGGCGCUGAUUGACGAAGCGAAUGCUGCCCGGGAACAGUACCAACAGGCCGAAAAAGCUGCCCUGGAUCUUCAGAACGAAAUCAGAUCGCUGGAAGCCAAAGUAGAGCGCGACUAUGGCCCUGAUGUUGUCUUGGCUUCGCUGGACGGUGAGUGCUAUCAGUACACUGAUUUGGAGUACGUCUACUCGAUGUGUCUCUUCGGACGAGCUACUCAGAGCGCCAAGUCAGGCGGUAGCGAAGUCAGUUUAGGUCACUGGAACGACUGGGCCGGUCCUGAACAUAACAAAUACUCAAAGGCCAAAUUUGAUAGAGGUCUCACUUGCUGGAAUGGACCAGCGAGGUCCACGAUGCUUGAGCUGCGCUGUGGUACUGAAAAUAAAUUAGUGUCGGUGUCAGAACCGAGUCGAUGUGAGUAUGCUAUGGUAUUUACCACACCGGCGCUUUGUAAUCCAGAUUUUGAUAACUCAAGUGUACACGAUGAGUUGUAG